This is a messenger RNA of Gekko japonicus, 1095 nucleotides long. RefSeq names its product transmembrane protein 161B (gene TMEM161B). The record is from RefSeq and is a predicted model, not a curated record. Bases 178 to 1095 code for a protein of 305 amino acids. The transcript is spliced from 9 exons. Lineage: Eukaryota; Metazoa; Chordata; Lepidosauria; Squamata; Gekkonidae.
CUGGUGCUGUUAGGGGAGAGGAAUUCUGAGCCUCCCGGAGUGUUUUCCUUUCUCACAGCCCCCUUCCCCACCGAACUUCCUGUGCGGCUUGGCUCGCGCGGGAAAGAUUUAUGUGUUGGGUGUGGGGAGAGUCCGCGAGGAGGCGGCGGCGGUGGUGGAAGCGGCGGUUGGUGCAGUAUGGGUGUGAUAGGUGUGCAGCUGGUGGUUACCAUGGUGAUGGCUAGUAUUAUACAGAAGAUCAUACCUCACUACUCUCUUGCAAGGUGGCUUCUCUGUAGUGGCAGUUUGCGAUGGUAUCAGCAUCCCACGGAAGAAGAAUUACGCAUUCUUGCAGGGAAGCAACAAAAGGGCAAAGGCAAGAAAGACAGGAAAUAUAAUGGUCACAUUGAAAACAAACCACUAACCAUUCCUAAGGACAUUGAUCUUCAUUUGAAAACCAAAUCUGUUACUGAAAUAGACACUUUAGCAUUACAUUACUUUCCUGAAUAUCAGUGGUUGGUGGACUUCACAGUUGCAGCUACAGUAGUGUAUUUGGUAACUGAGGCCUACUACAGCUGGAUGAAGCCCUUGCAAGAAAUGAAUAUUAGUAUCGUCUGGUGCCUGCUUGUUCUAGCUUUUGCAAUCAAAGUAUUGUUCUCAUUGACCACACACUACUUCAAAGUAGAAGAUGCUGGAGAAAGAUCACUCUGUGUGACAUUCGGCUUCUUUUUCUUUGUUAAAGCAAUGGCAAUCUUAAUAGUAACAGAAAACUAUUUAGAAUUUGGACUCGAAUCAGGCUUCUCAAAUUUUUCAGAAAGUGCUGUGCAGUUUUUUGAAAAACAAGGAUUAGAAUCACGGGGGCCUGUUUCUAAACUAACAUUCAAGCUCUUCCUGGCUGUUCUUUGUUCUCUUAUUGGUGCUUUUUUGACAUUCCCUGGAUUGCGACUGGCUCAGAUGCAUCUGGAUGCUUUGAGUUUAGCACCAGAAAAAAUCACUCAAACUCUGCUGCACAUAAACUUCCUGUCACCCCUGCUUAUGGUCUUAUUGUGGGUUAAACCCAUUACAAAGGACUAUAUAAUGAAUCCACCAUUGGGAAAAGAAACUGUGCCUUUGUAA